AUGUUUUCUAAACAAUUUCUAAUAAUUUUCUCAAUUUCAAUAAUCGGAUCGAUCAAUUCAAAUACCUGGUCAUAUGUGAAUCGUCCCUAUUCUGACAUACCGUAUUCAAUUCGAGUGUUCUUCAAAACAAUCCCCGCAUUGUAGGUGAUAUAAUUUUUCUAUAUUUUUGGAAAAUUACAGGAUUCCCAAAGUGCUUAAUGGAAAUGAUAACUUUGAAUCGUUAACUGAGCUCACAUCUUACAUGCAUUUGACAAAUUUGACAGUUAUUGUGUGCGGAGAAACUUUAGGAACAGGUACAAAAAAUGGCUGAUAGCCCAAAACUUUAUGACUUCAGGUGCUGCCGGAAGAUCUGCACUGAUUGAUUAUAUAUUCUACGAACAAAAUCGUUACAAUGCAACUUUAACUGAAACACCAGAUGUUAAUUUGAUUCAACAUCCCGAAGAUUCUCUAAAUUUUGUGAUGAAUAUAACAAUGAGAAGUUCGAUGGGAUUCUAUGAUAAUAGAACAAUCAAAAUCAGUGCAAUUGAUAUUGAAAUAAGUCCGAUCCGUUUAUCAAAUUAUAUUCUCAAUAGAUUCGAAGUUAGUGGAAGUUGUUUGGAUUCGAAAAAUAUAAAUAAAACUUUGAUUGUUAAUGAAUGGGUCCCUAAAUCUAAAUAUGUUGACAAAACUGCGAAAGAAUUUAUGAAGGAAGUCAUUGGAAAUAUUCCAUUUAGAGAUCAGCACUUCUUCGAUAAUAGAUCUAUAAUUUUUCUAAAAGGACAUAUAUCUCUCACGCACAGUAAGUUCCUUGCUUUUUUUUUAAAUUCAAUCACAUUUCUCUUCAAGUAACAUACUUCGGAUGGCUUCGAAAAUUCAGCCGACACUUCAAACAUCGAGCUGAAUUGUAUUCUUCAAUUAUUUCUGAGAACAUUGAUCAUAUCGUUUUCCGAACUUCACAUGUCUUCGAAAAUAUCAAAAACAAUGAGAAAACUGAAGUUUGGCAUUUUAUAAUUGAAAUAAUUUUCGAGAAUUCGAAUUGGACUAUAAGACAAAUGCAGUUUAGACCAGAUUAUAGUCUUUUUCGGAAUAUUGCAAGGCGAAGAGAAGCAAUGAUGAUAGAAGUUGAUGUAUUGAUUCAAGAGUGGGUUAUAGAAGCGUUUCAAAUUUCUCACUUCGAAAAUUUUUUGUUCAGAAUCGAAAACGUUGCUCAAAGUAGAUCAACUAAGAAUUGGUUUCACAUAAUGUAUUACGGAAAUUUGUUAAAAUUUGAUAAUCCCGAAUUGAUUCCAAAAUAUGCUCACAAGACUGAUCUUUUCGCUAAAAUAUUCAAAAUUCCUUCGGCAGUUCAGCUAGAAAAAUGUGACAAAUUUCCGAAAGAUGAGGGAAUGAAUUUGACUAUUAUAGUAACUUGUAAAUAUUGGCUUCAUUCAAGUGAGAAUCAAAAAUUGUCUAGAAAAAUACAACUGGAAGUCACUGGAGAAAUGGUAAGCUGCAAAAGCUGGCCGACUUCAAAUUUUUGAAUUUUUUAGGAUAGAUUUGUGCUCAUUGCUGUUAUCACUGGUAUUCGAAUAAUUGAUCCAAUUAAAAUCAAAAGUUCAGAAAACUUUGGAUAUUAUGUUGUAAGCUUUUUUGUUGACUGAGGGAUUUUUCUGGAUUAUUUUACUUUCAGAAAGGCUUGGUUCAAUCUAGAAAACAAGAGCAAAAUCACAAUUUCAUAGCGAAAGAAAUAGCUAGUUUAUUAAUUGGACAAUCAAGUGUUGAAUAUUCGAAUUGGACAACUAACUUUGAAAAACUCGAAGAAUUUAUAGAUGAUGAUAAUUUCAAUCUGAAAAUUUGUGGAGAAUCUUAUAAACAAAAUUCAGCUAAAAUACUCAAAAAAUAUCUGGAAAGAAAUCGAAGAUUGACUAAACUUAUGAUUUUCAAUGCGGAAAUGUUCACAAAAAGUUCGAAAUCAGAAAUAGAAUUCAAUGUUUCAUACACUUCUACAAAUUCAAUGGGCUUUUUCAUAACAGAAAAUUAUAAAAUUGUUGCUAUGAGAAGUUUUUGGGGAAAUUGGGGAAUACAAUCAAUGGAAAUUGAGGGAGCUUGUAUUUAUGAUAACUUGAACCCGGAAUUUAUAUAUCCAAUGGAGAAUUUAUAUAUAAAUGAAGAAAGGGAAAAUGAAAUUGAUAAAUUUAUUGAGAAUAAUAGGUUAGUGAGUUUUUCAGGAAAUUUUUUGAAUCUGCAAAUUUCCAGAUGUUCCCCACCUGAAUAACCCUGAUAUUUUCAGCAAUCAAUAUUCCAAAGACUUCAAAGGAUACCUAAUAGCAAAUCCAAACAUUAGUGAAACUUAUAAAUCGCAAGAAUAUGAAAAAUAUAUUCUACAUUUUCUAAAGUUUAAUAAAUUAAGAAACAAAUCUCAUCCAAAAAUAAUUAUAAACGAAGAAAACCACGUGGUUUUGAGAAUUGAAAAAUAUUUUGAUCAUUUUUUAUUGGGCACAAAUAAGUCGACAAAUGAUGAAUGGAUAUUUUUGAUUGAAGUUAUGAGAAACUUCGAGGGAUUCUGGGAGAUAACAAAACUUGUGAUGUCACCGAAAUUAGAAAUUAUUGUGAAUAAUAUUAUUCCAAAAAGAGCUGCGAAUUAUCAUAUGAUGCACAUGGAUCAGCAGUAAGAUUAUCCAAAAAAAAUGAACUCCACCAAUAAAAUUUCUCUAGGUAUUUGGAAAUCAUUCAGAAGGUUCCCGUUAUUCCAAAAAUCAAUGAAACAGUGGAUUUCAACAACUGCGAGACUCAAACUUUCAAUCACACAGUAACAGAAUACUCCCGGUUUUUGCGAAAAAUUUUGGCUUACUCAAAAUUAGCUGCCCCCAGAGCCUCUUUGAAUUUUUGGAAAAAAAUACCGAAAAAUUUCAAACUAGAUGGGUUUGAUUUUGAAAUUAGUUAUGAAUUUGUGAAGAAUGGGAUUGCGAAGGCUUUUGUUGUUAAACAUUUUGCGGAAUAUGUGAGGGAAUUGAAUUUUGGGGAAAUUUGAAAUAGUGAUUUUUCAGAAUUUCAAAUAUGGAUACUAUCAUGAUGUGAAACUUGAGAUAACUUGUCCGAAAGCUGUUUUCAAGCCUGGAGCUGGGAUUUUGGGAGAAUGA
This is a messenger RNA of Caenorhabditis angaria, 3098 nucleotides long. Lineage: Eukaryota; Metazoa; Nematoda; Chromadorea; Rhabditida; Rhabditidae. The record is from the annotation of a GenBank genome assembly.